CGGGAGGCGGAGGCGCCGCGUAGGCCCGGGAGGCCGGGCCGGCGGGGCUGGGAGCCCGAGCCCCAUGCGCCGCCGCCUCCCCCGACGAUGUUCCCCUCCCGGAGGAAAGCGGCGCAGCUGGCCUGGGAGGACGGCAGGUCCAGUUUACUGCCCCGUGGCCUCGCCCGGAAGUGCUCCGUCUUCCACCUUUUUGUUGCCUGUCUCUUAUUGGGCUUCCUCUCCCUGCUCUGGCUGCAGCUAAGCUGCUCUGGUGACGUGGCCCGGGCAGCCAGGGGACAAGGGCAGGAGACCUCAGGCCCAACACGGGCCUGCCCCCCUGAGCUGCCCCCUGAGCACUGGGAAGAAGAUGCAUCGUGGGGCCCCCACCGGCUGGCAGUGCUAGUACCCUUCCGGGAACGCUUCGAGGAGCUCCUGGUCUUUGUACCCCAUAUGCACCGCUUCCUGAACAAGAAGAAGAUCCAGCACCACAUUUAUGUACUCAACCAGGUGGAUCAUUUCAGGUUCAACCGGGCGGCUCUCAUCAACGCGGGCUUCCUGGAGAGCAGCAACAGCACAGACUACAUCGCCAUGCACGACGUGGACCUGCUCCCUCUCAACGAGGAACUGGACUAUGGCUUCCCCGAGGCCGGGCCCUUCCACGUGGCCUCCCCGGAGCUCCACCCACUCUACCACUACAAGACCUACGUGGGCGGCAUCCUGCUGCUCUCCAAGCAGCACUACCAGCUGUGCAACGGGAUGUCCAACCGCUUCUGGGGCUGGGGCCGCGAGGACGACGAGUUCUACAGGCGCAUUAAAGGAGCCGGGCUUCAGCUUUUCCGCCCCUCGGGAAUCACAACUGGAUACAAGACAUUUCGCCACCUGCAUGACCCAGCCUGGCGGAAGAGGGACCAGAAGCGCAUCGCAGCUCAAAAACAGGAGCAGUUCAAGAUCGACCGGGAGGGCGGCCUAAGCACCGUGAAGUACCACGUGGAUUCCCGCACAGUCCUGUCUGUGGGUGGGGCCCCCUGCACUGUUCUCAACAUCAUGUUGGACUGUGACAAGGCUGCCACCCCUUGGUGCACAUUUGGCUGAAUCUCCUGGACAGUCUGGAAGCUUGCACCCACAGGCCAUGCUGCUACUCAGGCCCUGGGCCCAGUUGCCAUAGGAGGUGGAGUGACCUGAAGCAACAGACAGCGAACUGUAUGUCUACAGCAGCCAGAGGCAGGGAAGCCAGCACAGGACACACUAGGGCAUCUGGGACGCUGCUAGCGUCAACAGUGACAGAGAGGCUGCAUGUGGCUCCUGGCUGGGACUCUUCACCCUGCCUACCUGCUCACCCUGCUCUGCCCUCCUUUGUGUGCUGAUGCCUGCGGGCUUUGGGUCUUUUCCUAGACCCUCGUGCAGAGAUACAGUUUAGAAGCCGGCAGCUCACGUGGAUGGCCAGUGUGAUUGUGAGGAUUAAAACUGCAAGAGCCAGCCUGCAAGCUGAUACCUGCUCCAAGAUGGUCACCAUGCGGGAAUGUGGCCUAGUGUUGCCAGAUCUUCUGAUUUUUUAAAAAAGAAAUUAGAAUUCUGGAUUCAUAAGUGAAACAGUUAAUUUUUAAAUAAUAACUAAUUGAAACUUUAAAAAAUAUGACAGUCAAACAAAAUGUUUGGGCCACUGGUUUGUCACCUGUUGCUGAGGGGAAAGGGGGGCGGAAAAGAUGACCCCUCUCUAGUUAUAAGCUGGCAAGGACUCGGGGCAGGCUGGGAACACAAAGCCAGGGAAACUGGUGGGGGAGAAGUGCAAGGUUCCUGUCGCCUCCCCAUGUUCUCCAGGCUUUUCUGUCUGGAGAAACGGAUCACCAUCAAGGUCUGGGGGCACCCAACUUUGGGAGAGAGCUUUUGCUUGCCUCCCUGGGAUGCACAGAAACAUCCGCAGGACUGGACUUAGGGCGGGCAGACUGUAUCGGCUAAGUUGUGGCAUAUGGGAGGGAGGAAGAAGAUGGAGAAGUGAGAGAAAGCACGGACUGUCCCCGGAACACAAGGGAAGAUGACACGUGUCACUAGAGAGAAGGAGGGAGUUAAGGGAGACCAUGAAACUGGAAGUGAAGUGACCCUAAGAAAGCCUUUGGAGAGGGGCUGAGGGCCAGUGAGAGGGUGGGGAGUGAGGCCCUUCAAGGUUGAUCACAGCUUCAGGUCAGUUAACUGCUGAUGAUUUGUAGCAGAAGUCAGAGGACUUGGGACCAGUUAUAAGCUGUCCCGAGAGGACAGGUGAUAUGUUGGAGAAGGUAAAAUUGAGAUCUUAGAACUCAGGAAGAUGGAUUCAACUCUGAUCCAGAAAGACUUCUCUGAAGUAUGAUCUCAGGGCUGCUGUGUACAAUUGUGUGGGUUGUGUGCUGUGCAACCUGAGUGUUUCAAGUCAAGAGAUUUAAGUAAUGAGUGGGGUGAACCUACAGGAUCCACAUCACUGUUCAGACAUAUAAACAGGGUUCUUGUGAUUUUAAAUUGACCUUGCCCAGCAAUUCAGCUUCCCUCACUACAAUGAGGGGCAAACAAUCCUCGGAUACAGGGCAAGAGUUGUAGGAGGGGCUUUCUCAACUUGAGACCCAGGAGUGGGGAGUGGUAUGCUGGCAGCAUUUUGUAGGCUAAACUGGACAACUCUUACAGUUGCCAAGUAGUAAGACUUAAAAAAGGUGUGUGUGUAGGGGGUGGGUAGAAUGGAAGGAGGGUGAAUCCUGUCUUUUUAUCUGCACUGGGGGAGUGGAAUGAAUAGAAUAAAGUGGGAUCAUCGGACCUAGCCUAGGAUGGGGUGCAUCUCCAGGCCCACAGCCCCUCACUCUCCCAUGGUCACUGCCAUCACCUCCAUUAUUCAGGUACCAGUAGGUGCCCAGGCCAGGCAUGAUAAGAUGCAGCUUUCUUCCCUCCCCAGCCUGGGCCUCUGCCAGCCACUCCAGAAGGGUCAACAGUGCUUUGCCUCAGUGCUUUGCCUCCUUGCUGGAAGAACUAACUCCCUGCCUUGCUGGCCAGGGCGUGGAUGAAAUGAACCUAGGAUUUAGGAGCACCUACCAGGUGCUUGGCCAGCAUGGUGCCUGUAAUAAUAACGGGUACUUGUUGAGCAUUCACUGCACUGAAUAAUCGAAUCUUUACAUUGCAUUAUUUCACUUGGGCUUCUCUACUACCUAAGAGCUCACUCCUGUUACAGGUGAUGAUGGUGAAGCACAGAGAAGUAGUAGCUUGUCCAAGAUCACACAGCUGAUAAGCGGAGGACCUAGGGAUACGAAUCCCUGGAAUCUGCCUUCAGAGCCAGAUUACUUUACCCCUGAUCUGUACAGCAGGUGCCUCCCUUCACACCUUCCCUCCUCUCCCUAGCUGGAGAGAGCUGGCCAACAGGGUCUGAUUUCCCACCUCUGGGAAGAAAGCAGGACCAUGGGCUAAUACAAAGUGUUUGUCCCAUUCCUCCUCUGGAUUAAGAUGGGGAUUGGCUGCUGGAGAGGUCCCUUGGGGCACCAGAAGGACCCCAGAGCAUAGCACUAUGCUUGGGGAAGGCCUCUCCAAGGAGGUAGGGUCUUGCUCUUGGAGUCCAGUUGCCAGUCAAAAAACAAAGGACUCCUGGAAAGGAUCAGGAUGUGCAAGGCAGAGAGUGGAGAAGUGCAUAUUAUGUUCAGGGACCUGAAUGUUGCAGGCACCCCAAUACUAUGCAGAAGCCGGGGAAUGCAGGCAGCAGAGGGAAGGUUAGAGUGACUAUUGAGGUGUGAAUGGCACACUGAGUGACAAGGAAUGAGAAGAAGGUGGGUGUUCACUUAGUCCCUAGGGUCUGCAGGAGCCAGGACAAAUGGCAUGCCAUUGGGCAUUCUCUGCCCACUUUCCCCAAAAGGCCAAAUUAAUAUACUUGGCCUUUUUGCCAUCUCAACCCUCAUGCCUUAAAAGCAUUAAAAAAAAAAAAACAACUUUCAGUGUCUGCUUUAACGUGUUAAGGUUUGAAUGUCAUCAUUCAGGUCCUUAAAACAAGAGAAAAGUCAACAAACUGAAAAGCAAUUUCUUUUCUUGGACCUAUUGAGAAUUGAAUAGAAUAAAGUGGGAUCAUGAAGUUACAGGGCAAACUGCCACCCCAAAUCUGGAGAGACAGGCAAGUAUAGUCACAAUUGAGAUCCACUGAGCUAGAGCAGAAGUUGCCAGAGCGACAAACCGGUGGGAAUAAAUGGUCAUUUCGAUGUAUUGAUGGAGAAUGAGUGUGGUGAAGAACCA
Messenger RNA from Talpa occidentalis (Iberian mole), 4206 nucleotides. It is a transcript of the gene B4GALT7, whose product is annotated as beta-1,4-galactosyltransferase 7. Gene Ontology annotation, biological process: carbohydrate metabolic process; proteoglycan biosynthetic process. Lineage: Eukaryota; Metazoa; Chordata; Mammalia; Eulipotyphla; Talpidae. The record is from RefSeq and is a predicted model, not a curated record. The transcript has 6 exons. Gene Ontology annotation, molecular function: xylosylprotein 4-beta-galactosyltransferase activity. Bases 88 to 1071 code for a protein of 327 amino acids.